Molecule: messenger RNA, 386 nt
Organism: Aspergillus pseudonomiae
Lineage: Eukaryota; Fungi; Ascomycota; Eurotiomycetes; Eurotiales; Aspergillaceae
Exons: 1
Coding region: 51-290 (79 amino acids)
Source: RefSeq, a predicted model, not a curated record
AAAGGAUUAUCAGAUCUCUGUAUCGAGCCCAAUCUGUGCAUUCAUGCUUUAUGUGCCCUAGCGGUAUUUCUUUCGACAGCAUAUUAAUUCAUUGGACCUUCGGCUAUUUCUCGGCUAGUCCAGGUUCCCCCAGCUUUGCUGCGACACCUAAGCUCCUCCGUACUGCGUACUAUCUGCUAGUCGCCCCGAUAAUGUCACUAUUACAUCCUCUAGCCAUUUUUGCUUCAUGUGAAUGGCCCGCGUCCGCGUAUGUCGUUAGUGGCUCAGACAAAGUGACCUCCCAUGGGUGAGUCAGAAACGUCAUGAGCAAAGCCUGAUCAUGGGAAUUCCUCAAGCAAUCGUAUUGGAUUAUACUGAUACAUCACGGAGUCAAUCCUGCACAUGUC